AUGAAAAAUCAAACAAUUACCGCCAUAUUUGUUCUAGUUGCAAGCGCUCAAUUCGUCUUUAUACUUGGACAAAUUUCGUUAACGGAACGUGCGCAGUUAGACUUUGCGGUAAGUUUACUGCAAAACGUUGCGGAAAGCGACAAAUCAUCCGUUCUCUCACCAUUUUCGGUUUCAACUUCACUUUUUAUUGCUUACCUUGCAGCGGACGGUGAAACGAAGCAGCAACUGCAGAGUGUCCUUGGAAAAGAUGCUAGCAUAUCAGAAUUCCGACUUCAUUUUGCUAAACAACUGGCUUAUAUCGCAAGGGCAGGAAGCAGAAAUUACACGUUAACUGUAGCAAAUCGUCUUUACGUACGAGAGGGACUCAGUGUAAAAGAGAGUUUCCAAAGAGUGCUCAGUUUCUAUUACAGCGACUUAUUGCAUAAAUUUAGUUUUGGACAAAGAAAUAGACUUGUUCAGCAAAUCAAUAAUUGGAUUUCGAGUAAGACAAACAAUAAAGUUAGAAAUAUUAUAACAACGCGUAGUAUCACCGAAGAUACCAGAAUGUUACUUAUGAAUGCAAUUCAUUUCAAAGGCACCUGGACAGUACAAUUCAUUGAUUUUGCAACUAAACAAAAGCAAUUUCACAUUUCUGAAAAUGAAGUGAAACUGGUACCAAUGAUGUCAAAAUCGGAUACAGUUCCGUAUUACGAAGAUGAUGCUGUGAAAGUUAUCAAAUUACCUUACAUUGGUGAUGAAGUAGAGAUGGUUAUCAUAUUGCCAAGAAGACGUUUCGGCUUAUCCGAUGUACUGGAAAAUUUGUCAGGCGAAAAGCUACUUAAAUACGUCAAUGAAGCAACGAACCGAAGUGUUUCCAUUAAAUUGCCAAGAUUCAAAGUGGAAGAAAAACGAAAUUUGAAUAGUGCUCUGCAGGCAAUUGGCAUCACAGAUGCUUUCAGCGGAAAUGCUAAUUUCGAAGAACUUUUUAAUAACUCACUUCCAAUUUCUAUUGGCAAAAUUAUUCAUGCAGGUUUCAUUGAGGUAAAUGAGAAAGGGACAGAAUCAGCUGCUGCAACAAUAAUUGAAUUAGAGGAUCGCAUGGGUUCAUCGAGAAAUUUCAACGCUGAUCAACCAUUCCUCUUUGCAAUUGUUAAAGACUUAAAGACAGUUUUGUUCCUAGGACAAUAUGUCAAAUAG
Molecule: messenger RNA, 1176 nt
Organism: Brugia malayi
Lineage: Eukaryota; Metazoa; Nematoda; Chromadorea; Rhabditida; Onchocercidae
Product: BmSERPIN, putative
Exons: 7
Coding region: 1-1176 (391 amino acids)
Molecular function (GO): serine-type endopeptidase inhibitor activity
Source: RefSeq, a predicted model, not a curated record